Messenger RNA from Penicillium crustosum, 864 nucleotides. RefSeq names its product SDR family oxidoreductase. The record is from RefSeq and is a predicted model, not a curated record. The coding region runs from base 1 to 864 and encodes 287 amino acids. Lineage: Eukaryota; Fungi; Ascomycota; Eurotiomycetes; Eurotiales; Aspergillaceae. The transcript is spliced from 3 exons.
AUGGCAUCUCAACUUUGGCUGAUCACUGGAGCAUCCUCCGGCUUCGGGGCGCUUAUGACCGAGAGUGCCCUCAAAGCAGGUCAUCGUGUUCUUGCUACAGCUCGUAAUCCCACAAAGGCUGCCCAGGAUUACCCACAGGUUGAACUACUGGGUGGGAAAUGGCUCCAAUUAGAUGUGACGAGCCAGCAAACGAAAGAGCAAGUCGAGCAAGCCAUCCGGGAGAACGGUGGUAAAAUCGACGUGAUCAUCAACAACGCUGGUUAUGGACUACUAGGAAGCAUUGAAGAUAUUAGUGAGGAGGAGCUUGAUACACAGUUCCAGACCAACGUGUACGGCACUGUGCGGGUAAUCAAAGCCGCGCUCCCCUUCAUGAGAGCACAGCGCAGUGGUACCAUCGUCAAUUUCAGUAGCAUUGCUGGUUUUGCCGCUGGUCCAUCUUCUGCUGCCUAUUCCAUGUCCAAGUUCGCGGUUGAAGCGCUUUCGGAAUCACUGUUUACUGAACUCAACCCAUUCAAUAUCCGAGUGUUGCUUGUUGAGCCCGGUGCCUUCCGCACCAAAUUUAUCGGAUCCCACAAGGUUCCAGCCGCUGGAAUGACCAAGGACUACGAAGGAACACCCCUUGGUGCUGCCAUGGGAUUCUUCGAUGGCUUUGCCGGCAAGCAACCUGGCGAUCCCGCAAAGGCGGUCCAGCGGGUCUUGGACGUGAUUCAGCUCCAAGGAAUGGGACAGGGGAAGGAGAGCCUAUUGCGGUUGCCUCUUGGAACAGACUGCUUCCCACGCAUGUUGACCAAGAUUGAAAACCUGAAGGUCGAACUGGAACAGAUGCGAGACAUCGCUUUGAGUACUGCUGUCGAUUCAGCGUAA